Molecule: messenger RNA, 8852 nt
Organism: Peromyscus eremicus (cactus mouse)
Lineage: Eukaryota; Metazoa; Chordata; Mammalia; Rodentia; Cricetidae
Gene: Utp20
Product: UTP20 small subunit processome component
Exons: 62
Coding region: 175-8514 (2779 amino acids)
Cellular component (GO): small-subunit processome; nucleolus; 90S preribosome
Source: RefSeq, a predicted model, not a curated record
GGCUCGGCUUCCCAACAUGGCGGCGCCCAGCGGCCCGAGCUGCACGUGAGGAAGAGCAAGCAAGCAAGCCCGCGUCCGAGAGUAGCGUGUGUGCGCCGCUUUCCCCCGCGUCGAGCCCGCGGAUCCCUUCCUGCCUCCCUGAGGCCCUCGCGGGCCGCCGCCCCUCGGCCGACCAUGAAGACAAAGCCGCUUUCCCACAAGACGGAGAACACCUACCGGUUUCUUACAUUUGCUGAAAGACUGGGCAAUGUGAACAUCGAUAUUAUUCACCGUAUCGAUAGAACUGCAAGCUAUGAUGAGGAGGUUGAAACCUACUUCUUCGAGGCUCUGCUGAAGUGGAGAGAACUGAACCUUACAGAGCACUUCGGGAAAUUUUACAAAGAAGUCAUUGACAAAUGCCAGUCUUUUAACCAGUUGGUCUAUCAUCAAAACGAAAUAGUUCAGAGCUUGAAGACUCACCUGCAAAUUAGGAACAGUUUUGCCUACCAACCUCUUUUGGAUUUAGUAGUGCAGUUGGCACGAGAUCUGCAGACUGAUUUCUAUCCACACUUUGAAGACUUCUUCCUGACAGUCACCUCCAUCCUGGAGACUCAGGACACAGAGCUGUUAGAAUGGGCUUUCACCUCGCUGUCGUAUCUUUACAAGUACCUGUGGAGACUGAUGGUGAAGGACAUGGCCAAGAUCUACAGCAUGUACAGUACCCUCUUGGCUCAUAAAAAACUACACAUAAGAAAUUUUGCUGCCGAAAGUUUUACUUUUUUGAUGAGAAAGGUCUCUGAUAAAAAUGCACUUUUCAAUUUAAUGUUUCUUGAUCUCAAUGAACAUCCAGAAAAAGUGGAAGGAGUUGGACAGUUGCUCUUUGAAAUGUGCAAAGGAGUCAGAAAUAUGUUUCAUUCCUGUGCGGGCCAGGCACUGAAGCUCAUUUUGCAAAAACUGGGACCUGUAACUGAAACAGAAACUCAACUGCCAUGGACUUUAGUUGGGGAAACCCUGAAAAACAUGGCCAAAUCCACUGUCGGCUAUAUCUAUAAGGAACAUUUUGGUGUAUUUUUUGACUGUUUGCAAGAAUCACUCCUGGAGCUACACAGCAAAGGGACGAAAACAAACUGCCGUGAAAACUCUGAACAGAUCAGUCGGCUGCUGGAAACAUUGCUGAUCCUCGUGAAACACGGAAGUGGGUCAAAAAUAACAAAGCCUGCUGACGUCUGUAGGGUAUUGUCUGAAGCAUUACAGACAGCCAAUCUUUCCACAUCUUGCCGGAAGACCCUCUUGGAUGUGGUUUCUGCUUUGCUCCUAGCUGAAAAUGUUUCCUUGCCAGAGACUCUCAUCAAAGAAACCAUAGACAAAAUAUUUGAAAGCAAAUUUGAGAGACGUUUGAUUUUGGAUUUUUCUGAAGUCAUGUUUCCUAUGAAGCAGUUUGAACAGCUGUUCCUACCAAGCUUUCUCUGGUACAUUGAGAAUUGCUUCUUGAUGGGCGACUCCGUGGUCUGCGAUGAAGCCCUGGCCAUUUUAGCCAAGCUCAUUCUGAAAAAAGCUGCCCCGCCCACUGCUGGCUCUAUGGCCAUUGAAAAAUACCCUCUGGUUUUCUCUCAACAGACUGUGGGAUCCUACUUAAAGCAGAGGAAGACUGACUCUAAGAGAAGAGGGGAACAGUUUCCCGUACUAGACCAUCUCUUAUCCAUAGUUCAGUUGCCCCCAGAUAAUGAUACCACUUACCUUUCACGGUCUUGGGCAGCCCUUGUGGUAUUACCUCAUAUCAGACCUCUUGAGAAGAAGAAGGUGCUAGCUCUCGUGUCAUGCUUCAUAGAGUCACUCUUCAUGGCUGGUGACAAGGGGAGCUUUGGGAAAGGAAACUUAUUUGUUCUCUGUCAAGCUGUAAGUACCCUGCUAAGUUUAGAAGAGUCUUCUGAACUUCUUCAUCUGGUUCCUGUGGAGCGGGUGAAGAAUUUAGUGCUAACGUUUCCGACGGAGCCAUCUGUGUUGCUGUUGGCUGACCUCUAUUAUCAGAGGCUGGCCUUAUGUGGAUGCAAAGGGCCGCUUUCUGAGAAAGCUUUAAUGGAGUUAUUUCCCAAGUUACAGACAAACAUUUCAACUGGUGUCUCCAAGAUUCGGCUCUUGACAAUAAGGAUCCUAAAUCAUUUUGACAUCCGGCUUCCAGCAUCAGUGGAGGAUGAUGGGCUCUCGGAGCGGCAGUCGGCCUUUGCUGUCCUACGCCAGGCAGAGCUGGUGCCGGCCACUGUGAGUGACUACAGAGAGAAGCUCCUCCACCUGAGAAAGCUGAGGCAUGAUGUGGUGCAGGAUGCAACCCCUCCGGGGCCGCUGCAGGAGGUGCCACUCCGUUACCUGUUAGGCAUGCUGUAUGUCAACUUCAGCGCCCUCUGGGACCCUGUGAUUGAGCUCAUAAGUUCUCAUGCCCAUGGAAUGGAAAACAAGCAAUUCUGGAAUGUCUGCUAUGAACAUCUAGAGAAAGCAGCUGCACAUGCUGAGAAAGAACUGCAGAAGGAUAGGAGAGACGAACAGCCCACUGCAGAUGGAGGCUGGGAGCAAACCCAAGAGGGAGACGUUGGCGCACUCUACCAGCAGCAGUUAGCAUCCAGAACCGACUGUCGGGAACGACUGGACCAUACCAACUUCCGAUUCUUGCUCUGGCGAGCCUUGGCCAAAUUUCCAGAGAGAGUAGAGCCACGGUCCAGGGAACUCUCCCCACUGUUCUUGAGGUUCAUCAACAAUGAGUAUUAUCCAGCUGAUCUGCAAGUUGCUCCAACCCAGGAUCUACGCAGAAAGGGCAGAGGAGCAGAGGCUGAGGAAGUGGAAGAGGAGCCUGCUGUGGGGGAAGAUGAAGAGUUGGAGGAAGAGGCAGUGCCCGCAGAUGAAGCCCCCCAGAAGAAGAAGACAAGAAGGGCCGCAGCCAAGCAGUUAAUUGCUCAUUUGCAAGUCUUCUCUAAGUUUUCAAACCCACGGGCCUUGUAUCUAGAAUCCAAAUUAUAUGAACUAUAUCUUCAGUUACUGCUACACCAAGAUCAAACCGUGCAAAAAAUAGCCUUGGAUUGCAUAAUGACCUACAAACACCCUCAUGUCCUCCCUUACAGGGAGAACUUACAGAGGCUGCUGGAGGACAGGAGCUUUAAAGAAGAGAUCGUGCAUUUCAGCAUUUCAGAAGACAACACCAUAGUGAAAACUGCACACCGGGCAGAUUUGUUUCCAAUUCUGAUGAGAAUUUUGUAUGGGCGGAUGAAGAAUAAGACAGGGAGUAAAACCCAGGGGAAAUCCGCUUCCGGCACCCGCAUGGCCAUUGUCCUGCGGUUCCUCGCUGGGACCGAACCUGGAGAGAUCCACUUGUUCUUAGACCUGCUGUCUGAACCUGUGAAGCACUUCAAAAACGGGGAGUGCCAUUCUGCAGUCAUUCAGGCAGUAGAGGACUUGGAUUUGUCUAAGGUUCUUCCCGUGGGUCGUCAGCAUGGCAUCUUAAAUAGCAUGGAGGUUGUAUUGAAGAACAUCAGUCAUCUAAUCAGCGAGUACCUUCCAAAGAUUCUGCAGAUCUUGCUGUGUAUGACAGCGACCGUCUCACACAUCCUCGACCAGCGAGAGAAGAUACAGCUACGGUUUAUUAACCCACUGAAAAAUUUAAGACGUCUGGGAAUCAAAAUGGUGAGCGAUAUCUUUUUGGAUUGGGAAUCCUAUCAGUUCAGAGCAGAAGAAAUCGAUGCUGUGUUUCAUGGUGCAGUCUGGCCCCAGAUCUGCAGGCUUGGAUCUGAGAGUCAAUAUUCACCUACUCCUCUGCUGAAGCUAAUUAGUAUCUGGAGCAGAAAUGCAAGAUACUUCCCUCUUCUGGCUAAACAGAAACCUGGACACCCAGAAUGUGAUAUCCUGACCAAUGUCUUUGCAGUUCUUUCGGCAAAGAAUCUGUCCGAUGCCACAGCUAGCAUUAUAAUGGACAUAGUCGAUGAUCUUCUCAACCUUCCAGAUUUUGAGCCCACAGAAACAGUGCCGAGCUUGCCGGUUACUGGCUGUGUGUACACCGAGGUGGCAGACAACACAGAGCCUAUCACUGUGGGAGGGAGACUGAUUCUGCCUCAUGUGCCUGCAAUUCUUCAGUAUCUCAGCAAAAGCACAAUAAGUGCAGAGAAGGUGAAGAAGAAGAAGAACAGGGCACAAGUCAGUAAGGAGCUCGGCAUUCUUUCAAAGAUAAGCAAGUUUAUGAAAGACAAAGAGCAGAGUUCUCUCCUCAUUACACUUCUCCUUCCCUUCCUCCUCCGGGGCAGUGUUGCUCAGGAUACAGAGCUUGAUAUCCUGGUGACAGUACAGAACUUGUUACAGCAUUGUCUGGACCCCACUAGCUUCCUCAAACCUCUGGCCAAACUCUUUUCAGUUAUUAAGAACAAGUUGUCAAGACAGUUGCUGUGUACCGUUUUCCAGAGUCUGUCUGAUUUUGAAAGUGGACUAAAAUAUAUUACAGACAUUGUAAAGCUUAAUGCCUUUGAUAAAAGGCAUCUCGAUGACAUCAACUUUGACGUCCGCUUCUCAGCAUUCCAGACCAUCACCUCUACCAUAAAGGAGAUGCAGACGGUGGAUACUGACUACCUGGUCCCUGUGAUGCAUAACUGCUUCUAUAAUAUGGAGUUAGGAGACAUGUCUUUAAGUGACAAUGCCUGCAUGUGCUUGACAAGUAUCAUCAAAAGGCUAGCUGCUUUGAACGUCACAGAGAAAGACUAUAAGGAGAUCGUUCACCGCACUCUCCUGGAGAGACUGAGGAAAGGACUGAAGAGCCAGACAGAGAGUGUUCAACAUGAUUAUACUCUGAUCCUUUCCUGUUUGAUUCAAACUUUUCCCAAUCAACUGGAGUUUAAGGACUUGGUGCAGCUCACUCAUUACACUGACCCGGAAAUGGACUUCUUUGAGAACAUGAAGCACAUUCAGAUCCACAGACGAGCGAGAGCCCUGAAGAAACUGGCCAAACAACUCCUCGAAGGGCAGGUUGUGCUGUCUUCUAAAUCUCUUCAGAAUUACAUCAUGCCUUACGCCAUGACUCCAAUUCUUGAUGAGAAACUGCUCAAGCAUGAAAACAUAACCAUUGCUGCCACAGAGGUUAUUGGAGCUAUUUGCAGACACCUGUCUUGGCCAGCCUAUGUGUAUUACUUGAAACAUUUCAUUCACGUCUUGCAGACAGGCCAGAUCAACCAGAAGCUGGGCGUCAGUUUGCUGGUGAUAGUGUUGGAAGCGUUCCAUUUUGACUACAAAACUCUUGAAGAACAAAUGGGAAGUGUUAAGAAUGAAGAAAACACAGUUGAAAUGACUGAGUUACUGGAGCAUGAAGCCAUGGAAUUGGAGCCCGUGGAUGAGGAAGAGAAGGAGCAAACCUGUAAGAGUUUGUCAGAUGGCAGGGAGCCGCUGGAAGCCCCCGAGGCAGCGGAGUCUGGUAGGGCAGCAGCUACGGAGCAAGAGUGCAGCUCGAAGUCCGUCUCUUUCCUUCCUCGGACUAAGGAAGAGCUGGAAAGAACCAUUAAAACCAUCCAGGGAGCCAUAACUGGGGACAUCCUCCCCAGGCUCCACAAGUGCCUGGCAUCUGCGACCAAAAGGGAAGAAGAGCACAAGCUGGUCAAGUCAAAGGUCGUGAAUGAGGAGGAAGUGGUCCGGGUCCCCCUGGCUUUUGCCAUGGUGAAGCUGAUGCGGUCCCUCCCACAGGAGGUGAUGGAGGCAAAUCUGCCCAGUGUUUUGCUGAAAGUGUGUGUCCUCCUCAAGAACAGAGCUCAGGAAAUCAGAGACAUUGCACGCAGUACUCUCACCAAAAUAAUCGAAGAUCUGGGGGUGCACUUUCUGCAGUAUGUUCUCAAAGAAUUACAGACGACCCUUGUCCGUGGGUAUCAGGUCCACGUGCUCACGUUCACCGUUUACACAUUGCUACAAGGCCUCAGCAGCAAGCUGCAAGUUGGGGAUUUAGACCCUUGUCUACCAAUAAUGACUGAGAUUUUUAACCAUGAAUUGUUUGGUGCCCUUGCUGAAGAAAAGGAAGUAAAGCAGAUUCUGUCCAAAGUCAUGGAAGCACGAAGGAGCAAGAGUUAUGAUUCUUAUGAAAUCCUGGGCAAGUUUGUCGGUAAAGAUCAGGUUACAAAACUUAUUCUUCCGUUAAAAGAGAUCCUGCAAAACACCACGAGUUUAAAACUUUCCCGGAAAGUUCACGAAACCUUACGCCGAAUUAUAGCAGGAUUAAUUGUGAAUCCAGACAUGACAGCAGAAUCUCUUCUACUGCUCAGUUAUGGUUUGGUCAGUGAAAAUCUGCCACUGCUAAGAGAAAAGGAAAAAAAGCCAGCAGCCCCUGGACCUGACGCACGACUGCCACCCCAGAGCUGCCUUCUGCUCCCCCCAACUCCAGUUCGAGGUGGGCCAAAAGCUGUUGUGAGCAAGAAAACCAACAUGCACAUAUUCAUCGAGUCUGGGCUUCGGCUGCUGCAUCUGAGUCUAAAGACUUCCAAGAUCCAGUCUUCGAAUGAGCAUGUGCUGGAAAUGCUGGACCCUUUUGUGUUGGUCCUCAUAAACUGCCUGGGUGCCAGGGAUGUGAAGGUCAUCACAGGGGCUUUGCAGUGCCUGAUCUGGGUCUUGCGGUUCCCUCUGCCUUCCAUAGAAAGCAAAGCAGGACAGCUAACGAAGCACCUUUUCCUCCUGCUGAAGAACUAUGCAAGACUGGGGGCUGCCCGAGGCCAGAACUUCCACCUGGUAGUGAAUUGUUUCAAGUGUGUGACCAUCGUUGUCAAGAAGGUCAAGUCCUAUAAGAUAACUGAGAAACAACUUCAGGUUCUCCUGGCAUAUGCUGAGGAAGACAUUUAUGAUACCACAAGACAAGCCACUGCAUUUGGUCUUCUCAAGGCUAUUUUAUCAAGGAAAUUAUUGGUCCCAGAAAUUGAUGAUAUCAUGCGGAAAGUAUCCAAGUUGGCAAUUUCUGCACAAAAUGAACCUGCCAGGGUACAGUGCAGACAGGUUUUUCUGAAAUACAUUCUUGACUAUCCCCUCGGUGAGAAAUUGAGACCAAACUUGGAAUUCAUGCUCGCUCAACUGAAUUACGAACAUGAGACUGGAAGAGAGUCCACCUUGGAAAUGAUUGCCUAUCUCUUUGACACCUUCCCUCAGGGACUGCUCCAUGACAACUGCGGCAUGUUCUUCAUCCCCCUUUGCCUGAUGAUGGUCAACGAUGACUCUGCCAUGUGCAAGAAGAUGGCAUCCAUGGCCAUCAAAUCCCUGCUCAGCAAGGUCAGCCUUGAGAAGAAGGACUGGCUCUUUGAUCUGGUCACCUCCUGGUUCAAAGCGAAAAAGCGAUUAAACAGGCAGCUAGCUGCCCUGACCUGUGGCUUAUUCGUGGAAAGUGAAGGAGUUGAUUUUGAGAGAAGGCUUGGGACUCUUCUUCCUGUGAUUGAAAAGGAGAUUGAUCCUGAAAACUUUAAAGAUAUCAUAGAGGAGACGGAAGAAAAGGCUGCAGAUCGUCUGCUCUUUGCUUUUCUCACACUGAUAAGUAAACUCGUCAAGGAAUGUAACAUUAUUCGCUUUACCAAGCCCUCCGAGACUCUGAAUAAAAUCUGGAGUCAUGUACACUCUCACCUCAGACAUCCGCACAGCUGGGUGUGGCUCACAGCAGCCCAGAUUUUUGGAUUGCUCUUUGCAUCUUGCCAACCAGAAGAACUCAUUCAAAAAUGGAAAAGCAAAAAGAAACCCACGGAGCCUGUAGCAAUCAGGUUCCUAACAAGUGACCUUGACCAAAAGAUGAAGAGCAUCGCUCUGGCUUCAUGCCAUCAGCUGCAUUCCAAAUUCUUAGACGAGUCCCUAGGAGAACAGGUUGUUAAGAACUUACUGUUCAUAGCCAAAGUCUUAUAUUUACUGGAACCCGAUUCUGGGAACAAGCGAGGAGAGUUGAAAGACUUGGAAGAUGCUCUGGCCAGAGAGGCGGCAGGAGACGAGGCUGGUGCAGAUGGAAAGACGGAGCCUGAAAGAGAAGAGAAGGAAGAACCCAGCAGGCCGGCCACACUGCUGUGGCUGAUCCAGAAGCUGUCCCGGACGGCUACGCUGGAGGCUGCUUACACGCCUAGAAACCCCUUAAAGAGGACCUGCAUCUUUAAGUUCCUGGGCGCAGUGGCCGUGGACCUCGGGGUGGACCGAGUAAAGCCCUACCUCCCAGUGAUCAUCGCCCCGCUGUUCCGGGAACUCAACAGCACCUAUGCAGAGCAAGAUCCUCUGCUGAAGAAUCUAUCCCAGGAAAUCAUAGAAUUACUCAGAAAGCUGGUGGGGCUCGAGAGCUUCUCAUUGGCCUUUGCCUCUGUGCAGAAGCAGGCUAGUGAAAAGAGGGCACUCCGGAAGAAGAGGAAGGCCCUGGAGUUUGUAACCAAUCCUGAUAUCGCUGCCAAGAAAAAGUUGAAGAAACAUAAAAAUAAAAGUGAAGCAAAGAAAAGAAAGAUAGAGUUCCUGCGCCUGGGCUAUAAGGCCAAGAGACAAAAAUCCCACAGCCUGAGAGAUUUAGCAAUCGUGGAGUGAGGUCUCCCUGUGUGCAUACCAGAAACUCACGCUGUCUCAACUGGGGUGAAAACCUGAACUUCCGGCUUCAUUCUCCUGGACUGAAUACCCAGCAGAUUGUUUUCUAAGUUAAACUUUGAAAGGUGGGUGUGGCUUCACACCUGUAAUCUCUGCACUUGGAAGGCUGAGGCAGGAGGAUUGCUGCAUGUUUGAGGCCCGCCUGUGAGUUUCAGGCCAGCUGGACUACUGAGAACAGGUCUCAACGAAAAGAAAAUGAGUUCAACUUUGGCAUAGAUUUGUAAUGUAUAUUUUAAUGUAAUCAUGCUUGUAUUUUUUAAAUUAAAAUGUUUAAUAUGCUA